UUUAAAUAGCAAUUGCAGCAUUUAAUGAGGCUUUACUUUACGUAGACAAUAUCCGUAACACUUUAUAUCUCGCCAAAAAAAACACAAAUAGGCGAGAAAAAAAUAUUGAUUUACAAAGAAAACGAAUCAAUCAUGGAUACAAUACUGUUUCAAGUACUUUUAUUAAUAUUUGUAACUGAAACUCUAUGUGUAUUUAAUCACAAAGUAGUUUCAGCGUGCAAAAAACACGAAAAGGUUUGUAAAUUCGAAUUUGACGUUCAAUACAAGUUUACUAUGGUUUACACAGAUGACAACGGACUCUCGACCCCUGUUGUAAUUCGAAAUGGGACGAUCAUGAAAAGAAAUUGGUCUAAAAAUGAGGAAAUGGCACUGACUCCGAAAGAACUUGAGCAAACACUGACGGUGGAUGGGGUCUACAAACUUCUCUUCACCAUCAAUGGAGAAUUUCCGGGCCCACCUAUUAUUGUAUAUGAAGGUCAAACGAUAGAGGUCCUGGUGAGGAACCACCUCUCUAACGAGGUUUUCACUAUCCACUGGCACGGCAUGCACCAGAAACAUACGCCUUGGAUGGACGGGGCUUCCAUGAUAUCUCAAUGUCCAAUUGGACCGGGACAGAGAUUUUUGUAUAGAUUUAAGGCUGAACCAGUAGGGACUCACUGGUACCACUCCCACCAGGGGUCAAUGAGGUGGGACGGGCUGGCGGGCCCCCUGAUAGUCCUUCCACGCCAGGAACGGACGGAUCUACCCAGGGUAGAGGACGAUUUCAUCAUUGUUAUACAGGAGUGGAACAGAAACAAAUCUUCACUCGAGAAUCAUGAAAUUCAUGCAUGGAACAUGCAUCUUUAUGCUGACGACUUUAAUUGUACCGGAAGCUGCUACGUUAUGACACAUACCACGGACGGAACCAACAUGGGUGUGGACCCUGUACAUUCCGGACUAAUUAACGGAAAAGGUCACUAUUACCCAGAUGAAACAGAAAAACCUUUAGAUCCUGAACUUCCUCUCGAAACAUUCAAAGUGAAACCAGAUAAGCACUAUAGAUUCCGGAUCAUUAAUGUUGCCAUGUUUGUGUCUUUCCGAUUUUCUAUCGACGAGCACCUAUUGCAUGUCAUUGCAACUGAUGGACAUGACGUCGAGCCGGAAACUGCACAGUCAAUCGUUAUUUCUAGUGGAGAGAGAUAUGAUGUCUUGGUUCAAACCAAGCAACACUCAAUGAAAAACUACUUUAUUCGACUAGGAGACUUGGAAGUCAAAAACAGACAGGAUGACUCUAUAUUCCCCAAGGUAGCCAAGGCCGUUCUUAAAUAUCAGGACGCUCCAGAUGAACUUCCCAAGACACGUCGCCAAAACUGUACCAAAGAGAAUAUGUGUAAAGUCAUAAACUGUCCAAAUAAAUCAUAUCCAGAAGCUGCCAACGUUGAGUGUUUACCUAUUUCUGAUCUACGAUCCACACAGGAAAUCAUCGAUUCCCACCCCGUCCCCGUUUCUUUAAAGGGAGGAACUAUACGAGAGGACUUUCUCAACUUUCAUUUUACGACAUCCACUCCUGAGGUGGAACAUCCCUCGUAUAAGGCGACGAUUAAUGGACAUGCUUUUACCACACCCACAUGUCCCCCUCAGUCAACAUAUAAACAGCAGGCAAACGCAUGUAUCAAUGACUGUAGUCGAUAUGAUUGUACCAAACGACUGUGCAAUUGUACCUUUAUGCUUAACUAUGACAAUAUGCUGAUUGGAUCUGCUGUACAACUCGUCCUUUUGAAUAGAGAUGGCAUCCAUGGGUCCACGGAUCAUCCAAUUCAUAUCCACGGACACAGCUUUCAUGUUUUGAAAAUUGCAUAUCCUGAACUUGAUCGCACAACAGGGUUAGUGACGAACUUUAGCAGAGACAUUGAAUGCAAAACCGAGACCUGUCUAAAACCAAGAUGGAGUAAUGAAGAGUGGGCCGGUGGAAACCUUCCUGACCUAAAUUUGCGUAAUCCCCCACUCAAAGACACGGUGAUGGUGCCAAGGGGAGGCUAUGUAGUGCUUAGAUUUUAUUUGGAUAAUCCGGGAUUUUGGUAUCUACAUUGCCAUAUGGACGCACAUCUUACGGAAGGUAUGGCACUUAUCAUCAAAGAAGGGGAACGAUCUCUUCACCCAAAACCUCCGAAAGGCUUUCCAUCCUGCGGAGAUUUUACAUGGACAAUAAAUGAGUCUCUAGGGGUUACAAAUGACGUUUUAGCAAGUUUGGGAUCGAAACGAAACUCAACCACCAAUGAUGAUAUCAAAAAAAGAAGCAAGACGAAGAUUAAGACGACUUUAGAAACGGCUAUUUUUCUCAUUGUCGUCUUUGGAACAGUUGCUUUAGUGUUAUGUUUAAUCAAAAGUAUUAAAAGUAAACAUGUUAAAGAGAAGAAUGAACUCGAAGAUCCAUAUUGCUUGCUGAGACAGGACAAGGAAUUUAAUUCCAAGCUGUACAAUUCUUUUGAAAUACAUUAGCUCUAUAAUGUUUUUAUAUGAAGAAAAUGCAAUCAUUCUAAAAUUACAUAGUAAACAUAAUAUAUAUAUAUAUAUAUAUAUAUAUAUAUAUAUAUCUAUAUAUAUCUAUAUAUAUCUAUAUAUAUCUAUAUAUAUCUACUUUUAUCGACACUACCACCUUCUCUCUAUAAUACAAAUUAUAAAAGAAUAGGAUAAUAAAGAUAUUUAAUU
Messenger RNA from Magallana angulata, 2688 nucleotides. RefSeq lists its product as uncharacterized. Lineage: Eukaryota; Metazoa; Mollusca; Bivalvia; Ostreida; Ostreidae. Gene Ontology annotation, molecular function: oxidoreductase activity; copper ion binding. Bases 133 to 2478 code for a protein of 781 amino acids. The transcript is spliced from 14 exons. The record is from RefSeq and is a predicted model, not a curated record. Gene Ontology annotation, biological process: iron ion transport. Gene Ontology annotation, cellular component: plasma membrane.